GACACCUGAUUCUGAUCAUUUGAAUGGGUGAGCGAAUACUUUUGGUAAUAUAGUGUAUAUGUCACUAGCUUAGCAUUGAGCUAUGCUAAUAGCAUUCAAAACUUCAAAAUAACCCAAACUUUGAAUGUCCGAUAACUAUCCUGGUGGUAAGUGCGAUGUGCUCCCUCCACUGGUGUAUGCACAACAAGGUAUUAAAAAAAGGGGCCUAACUAAUAGGUGGACUGUGGUCCAGUUGCAGACCCAGACCAGUACAAGAACCUGCAAGUGAUUAAAUAUUGAGGUUUGAUACAUUUUUAAGAGCGUUUCAAUUUUAAUUUCUCCAGUUAUUAACAGCAGAAAUGCAGAGUCACUCUUCUUAUGUGAUCAAUCAAAUACUUGGCUGUCGGCGAGUAAGAACCAGGGUGCAGAGAAGAGUAGAAGAUAGUAGAUCAUCGGUCACAAAGAGUGGUCUGCUACAGAGAACUGCAUUUUUAUUAUUUAUUUUACAUGCAAAAGUCAUCUUUGUUUGUUUAUUGGAAUCUGUAUAAAUUUAAUUUAAUGAUUUGAAUACUGAAGCAGCUCAUCUGUAUUGUAUUGACAUCCUGUUUAUCCCUGUUUUAUCAAGGCGAUAACAGAGUUUAAUUUACUAAAUGGCGUCUUUCUUCUCCUGCUUUUUCUUCCUGUAGUUUACCUCCUGACAGUAAACAUAUGUCUUUAUACUCUGAAAUGAACCCGAGGAUAAGGUGUCUGCCAUAAUGUUAAUACACAGUCUGGAUGUCCAUUUACUGCACCUUCCACGUACAUUGGUUCCAAAUUAAUAGAGUUGCUAUUAAGGUUGAUAUAACUGGACAAAAUGAUGAGAGGUGUUUGACUAUCAUAUUGUGAUUCAAUUCAUUUUUCCUGACAAUUUCCAAUUUCUAGGUGAACAUUUGGGAGCAGAUCUUUCAGAUAUCCUUCAUAUUGGAGAUGAUCAAUUCUGUGCCGUUCAUAAUUACAGUCAUUGUUUUUUUGUUUCUUUUUAGAAAUGUUACUAGUCUAAGUUGUUUUUUAAUCAUGCUAACUGGUUUUAAAUUUCAACAUUUUUCUUCCGUCUCUCAAGAUUUUCUGGGCUCCAUGGAGAAACAUAUUUGUCCAUGUGUUUCUAAACUGCUGGUUAGCCAAAGGUGCACUGGAGAAUAUGAUUAGCGGGAUGUGGACAGAGAGAACCCAGAGAGAUCUUCUCCGACUACAUAAUGAAUUCCGAAGACGGAGAAGACAAAACCCAAGGCUUUAGAAAUGACUUCCACCAUGCCAUCCAGAGGACCCACUCUGCCAUGUUCAACCAGGUGUUCAUCCUCAUCUGUACCCUGAUGUGUCUGGUUUUCACUGGAGCCUGUGGGAUCCAGCACCUGGAGAGAGCAGGAAAACACCUGUCCCUGUUCGACUCCUUCUAUUUCUGCAUCCUCACCUUCUCGACUGUGGGCUACGGGGACGUCACGCCACAGAUCUGGCCGUCGAAGCUGCUGGUUGUCCUUCUCAUCUCUGUUGCUCUGGUUGUUCUGCCGCUGCAGUUUGAAGAACUAGCGUACCUGUGGAUGGAGAGCCAGAAAUUGGGAGGGAACUACAGCCAACAACGAGCACAGACGGAGAAGCACGUGGUGUUGUGUGUCAGCUCGCUGAAGAUCAAUCUGCUGAUGGAUUUCCUCAAUGAGUUCUACGCUCAUCCUAGACUACAGGACUAUUACGUGGUUAUUCUGUGUCCAGCAGAGAUGGACAUCCAGGUUCGCCGUAUUCUCCAGAUUCCUCUGUGGUCACAGAGGGUCAUCUACCUUCAGGGAUCUGCUCUCAAAGACCAGGACCUGAUGAGGGCAAAGAUGGACGAUGCUGAGGCCUGCUUUAUUCUGAGCAGCAGAAAUGGGGUGGAUCGAACGGCAGCAGAUCACCAGACCAUUUUGAGGGCCUGGGCUGCGAAGGACUUCGCCCCUAACUGUCCUCUCUAUGUCCAAAUUCUCAAACCAGAAAAUAAAUUUCACGUGAAGUUUGCAGAUCACGUGGUAUGUGAAGAAGAAUUCAAAUACGCCUUGUUGUCACUGAACUGCGUGUGUCCAGCCAUGUCCACCUUAGUCACUCUCUUGGUCCACACCACCAGAGGACAGUGAUUAUUUCUGUACUGCCUUUUACAUGUUACCUUUUAUCGCCUUUCACGUCAAAACGUAUUUAAAAUGGAGGGCCAGCUCGCACCGGAGCAGUGGCAGUGGACGUACGGUCACUGCUCGGGGAACGAGGUUUACCACAUCCGCCUGUGUGACAGCAAAUUUUUCGGGGAGUACGACGGCAAGAGCUUUACGUACGCUUCCUUUCACGCCCAUAAGAAAUACGGAGUGUGUCUAAUUGGCGUGAAGUGGGAGGACAACAAGAGCAUCCUCCUGAAACCUGGUCCUCGCCACAUCAUGGCUGCCACCGAUACCUGCUACUACAUCAACAUCACCAAGGAGGAGAACUCCGCCUUCAUCUUCAAACAGGAGGAGAAGCACUGCAAAGGUCUGCCCAUCACUGGCCUCUAUGACGCCCCCUCUAGGCUUCCUGUGCACAGCAUCAUCGCCAGCAUGGGCUCUUGUUCCAUUAGCUUUGUGAAGGGCUACCCUCCAAACUCACCCUACAUAGGCAGCUCUCCCACACUCACACAGAAAGCUCCGUUCUGCUGCCUUCGCCUGGACAAGGGAUGCACACACAACAGCUUCGAAGAUGCCAAGGCCUACGGCUUCAAGAACAAGCUGAUCAUAGUGUCGGCAGAGACGGCAGGCAAUGGCCUCUACAACUUCAUUGUCCCGCAGCGGGCCUACUACCGUCCCAGGAAGGAGCUCAAUCCCAUAGUUCUGCUGUUGGACUACCCGCCAGACAACCAUUUCUUAGAGGCCAUUUGCUGUUUUCCAAUGGUGUACUUCAUGGCCGGCACUAUUGAUAAUCUGGACAACCUGCUGCAGUGCGGCAUCAUCUACACUGACAAUCUGGUGGUCGUGGACAAAGAGAGCACCACGAGCGCCAAAGAGGACUACAUGGCGGAUGCUAAAACCAUCAUCAACGUCCAGACCAUGUUCAGAUUAUUCCCCAGCCUCAGCAUCAGCACAGAGCUCACACAUCCGUUCAACAUGAGGUUUAUGCAGUUCAGGGCCAAAGACUGCUACUCACUGGCUCUUUCCAAACUGGAGAAGAUAGAACGUGAUAAGGGCUCCAACCUGGCCUUCAUGUUCCGGCUGCCGUUCUCUGCAGGCAGGGUUUUCAGUAUCAGCAUGUUGGAUACACUGCUUUACCAGUCCUUCGUCAAAGACUAUAUGAUUGCUAUCACAAGGCUUCUCCUGGGCCUGGACACCACACCUGGCUCUGGAUACCUCUGUGUUAUGAAGAUCACGGAGAAGGAUCUGUGGAUCAGGACGUUCUUCCAGAAAUUGUGUUCAUCCAGUGCUGAGAUUCCAAUCUGGAUUUACCGCACAGAGUCUCACAUGUUCUCGUCCUCAGAGUCUCAGGUGUCCAUUAACAUGGAGCCAGGCAGAGAGCAGGGAGAGAACUGGAAGGAGAAGAUGGGCCACAAGAACUCCACCGCCAGUGUCCAAUCAGAACUGAGGAAGAAGAGCAUGCAGUGGGCGUGCCGCCUGAGCAGAAAAAAAUGUGAAGCAGCCAGUCGAGCCGAACACAUCUCGCAGCAGAGGCUCAACCUGUACAGGCGCUCCAAACGUCAGGAGCUGUCAGAGCUGGUCAAGAACCGUAUGAAGCACCUCGGUCUGCCCACUGUUGGAUACGAUGAGAUGAACGACCAUCAGAACACGCUGUCCUACGUCCUCAUCAAUCCGCCGCCUGACACCAGGCUGGAGCUCAACGAAAUUGUCUACAUCAUCCGGCCUGACCCGCUGGCACAUAUGCCGGAGGAUGCACAGGUGGCAAUGCAGACGUGUGGAACCAAAAACCAGCAGGAGUUCGGCACAGAGACGAGGGACGAGACUCACCUCUGAACUUUCUUCUUCUUAGCUGUCACUCAAAGCCCACGGUCGAAGGCUGGUCAGCUCGGCCAUCCAUCCACCAAUGAAUGUGUAUCCGAGCGGAACAAGUGGAUAUUUGAAGAGGUGCAGUUACCGCAGAGAUGCUGUAGGGGGAUGCAUGAAGAGUGCCUCGUCACUGACUCCCUCACUCUCCCUCCACCCACUCUGUACAAUCACACACUUCCCUUGUGUCCAUCCAGAUGAAACCAGAAAAGGGGCGGAGUCGUUGUCCACUGAACCAAAGGUCCGACAGUCUGUGGUCAUUUUUUUUUUUUUUUUUGCAAUUCUCAAACAUCAGUUGUAAGGAUUCACUCCGAAAAUGUUGCUCAGGAGUGAUGAGUUUACAUGGUGAGAGGGAGUGUUUUGAACCACGUGACCCUGAUGACAAAUCCAUGUCGGUCCCGGUCUUCAGCUCACUUUGAGCUGGUCCAAACCUGGUCUGGAGAGACGGUGAAAAAUCAAACAUGAAGAAGUUACCAUAUUUUCCACACUAUAAGGCGCACUUAAAAGCCUUUAAUUUUCUCAAAAAUUGACAGUGCGCCUUAUAACCCGUUGCGCCUUAUGUAUUACUUCUGGUCUGGUUGUGCUUACUGAGCUUGAACCGAUUUUACAAAGCCAAACUACACAGCACAUCACACAUGAUGGCACACAACUGAAGCACACUGGGAGCACACAAUGACGUUUAACUCUGUUAUCACAAUUAGAAGAUGCUCAACAACAAUUGUUACAGUAUGGUCGUGUAACCCAAAUCCGUGCAACAUCGCGUCAUGCCUCCCAACACCCAGACACUGUACACUGUGUUUUUGUAUUGUCGAUGUAUGUUGCGAUGCAGGACGACUCAGACGCAUGACUGAUUUUU
Cynoglossus semilaevis (tongue sole) is the source of this 4851-nucleotide messenger RNA. RefSeq names its product potassium channel subfamily T member 1-like. The record is from RefSeq and is a predicted model, not a curated record. Gene Ontology annotation, cellular component: plasma membrane. Gene Ontology annotation, molecular function: intracellular sodium-activated potassium channel activity; outward rectifier potassium channel activity. Lineage: Eukaryota; Metazoa; Chordata; Actinopteri; Pleuronectiformes; Cynoglossidae. Gene Ontology annotation, biological process: potassium ion transmembrane transport.